This is a messenger RNA of Sebastes umbrosus (honeycomb rockfish), 6525 nucleotides long. It is a transcript of the gene git1, whose product is annotated as G protein-coupled receptor kinase interacting ArfGAP 1. NCBI's taxonomy places the organism in Eukaryota, Metazoa, Chordata, Actinopteri, Perciformes, Sebastidae. The record is from RefSeq and is a predicted model, not a curated record. Bases 378 to 2732 code for a protein of 784 amino acids. Gene Ontology annotation, molecular function: protein binding; GTPase activator activity. Gene Ontology annotation, biological process: brain development; regulation of ARF protein signal transduction. The transcript has 21 exons.
GGAUGCUGCUGGGUGUGUGUGUGUGUGUGCGGAAACUGACAGGUAGAGAGAGCUGCCGUCUCUCGGUGAGUCGCAGGCGAUGCAACGAACAGAUUUUAGUAAAUAUUCAGAUAUGAGGUUCAUACAAACAUAACCAGAUGUUUGCAUAACUUAUAGCUCCAGAGUUUGAGUGCAGCAGUGGACGUGGGCGAAGAAGAGACACCGCAAGGAACAGAUUCAACCAGUCAGCUGGCUCCGGGAGAACCGAUCACACCAACCCGGCUUCCGGGGAUUCAGGGGCCGCAUCGGUUGACGGCAGACGUCGGUGGGAGAAUCAGGGCGAAACAUCAUCCAGCCGCACAUCAACCAUCUCAAUAACAGCCACUUUUUCUUCCGAGAUGUCAAGAAAGCUACAAAGGACAGAAGUCUGCGCCGACUGCAGUGCGCCAGACCCGGGCUGGACCAGUAUCAACCGAGGGGUCCUGAUCUGUGAUGAAUGCUGUUCUGUCCACCGCAGCUUAGGCCGCCAUAUCUCCAUAGUCAAGCACCUGAGGCACAGCGGAUGGCCUCCCGCACUACUGCAGAUGGUUCAGACCUUGGCCAGUAACGGGGCCAACUCCAUAUGGGAGCACAGUCUCCUGGACCCUGCUCAGGUACAGAGCGGACGUAGGAAACCCAACCCCCAGGACAAAGUCCAUCCCACUAAGUCAGAGUUCAUCAGAGCCAAAUACCAGAUGCUGGCCUUUGUGCACAAGCUGCCCUGCCGCGAUGAUGAUGGCGUCACUACCAAGGACCUCAGUAAGCAACUUCACUCAAGUGUGAGGACGGGGAGUUUAGAGACGUGUCUUCGGCUCCUGUCCCUCGGCGCUCAGGCCAACUUCUUCCACCCGGAGAAAGGCACUACCCCGCUCCAUGUGGCGGCCAAGGCAGGCCAGAUCCUGCAGGCUGAGCUGCUAGUGGUGUACGGUGCAGACCCCGGAGCACCUGACAUCAACGGACGCACACCUAUGGACUACGCAAGACAGGCGGGCCAUAUAGAGCUAGCAGAGCGGCUGGUGGAGUGUCAGUAUGAACUGACGGACAGACUAGCCUUUUACCUUUGUGGACGGCGCCCAGAUCACAAGAAUGGCCAUUAUAUCAUUCCUCAAAUGGCAGACAGAGCUCGUCCUAAGUGCCCGACACAGAGUUUGGACCUCUCAGAAUUGGCCAAGGCUGCCAAGAAGAAGCUCCAAGCGCUCAACAAUCGGCUGUUUGAGGAGCUAGCGAUGGAUGUCUAUGACGAGGUAGAUCGCAGAGAAAACGAUGCAGUGUGGCUUACGACCCAGAACCACAGCACUCUGGUCACAGAACGCAGUGCGGUGCCCUUCCUACCAGUCAAUCCUGAAUACUCUGCCACACGCAACCAGGGCCGUCAGAAGCUGGCCCGUUUCAACGCUCGGGAGUUUGCUACACUCAUCAUCGACAUCCUGAGUGACGCCAAAAGGAGACAGCAGGGGAAAGGUCUCAGCAGUCCUACUGACACAUUGGAUCUGGGCAUUGAUGAUGACCAGCAUGAUUACGACAGCGUAGCCUCCGAUGAAGACACAGACAGCGAGCUGACCACCCAGAACAACAACAACACGCAACGCAGCAACCGUGCAAAGAGUAUGGACUCAUCAGACUUGUCAGACGGCCCCAUCACCCUGCAGGAGUACCUGGAGGUGAAGAAGGCCCUGGCCUCCUCAGAAGCCAAGGUGCAGCAGCUCAUGAAGGUCAACAACAACCUGAGCGAGGAGCUCCGGCGGCUCCAGAAGGAGAUCACGCGGAUGCAGACAGAGAACAGUUCGCUGCGGGGGGGCCAGCAGGCUGGGGGGCCAGCUGGCCAUGGGGUAGGGGGGCCUGGCGGAGGAGGAGGAGGAGGGGGAGGAGGCCACUGGCAAGGGGGUGGGAUGAGAAUAGGAAUGAGCGGAGGGGGUCAUGGUGGGUUUGGGACAGGAGCGGACCCCCCGGGGCUGUCGGUGUCCUCCUCGGUCGCCCCCAACUCCCAUCCCCACCGAAGGGACCGCCAGGCCUUCUCAAUGUACGAGCCAGGGGCGGCCCCCGGCCCCACGGCCCAUGGUCCCCCAGUCCUGGACUCCCUGGCAGCCCGCCUGCAGCCCCUCAACACACACAGCGUACGGAAGGGCAGUACAGGGGGUCCUGCAAUGUAUGGAGGUCAUCACCUGUCUGGCUCUACGGAGAUGGGCAGAUACAUGGUCCCCAAAUCAGAGAGGAAAGGCAGUGGCACCGACAGCGACUAUGACAACACACAAACAUACGACCUCUCGCUAAGUAUGGGCCGCAGCAGUGAGGACUCUGAGGAGGGAGGAGGUGGGGAUGGGUGUGAACCGGACCCCACCCUGCCCUGCACAGAGGAUGUCAUACUGAAGACUGAGCAGGUGACCAAGAACAUCCAGGAGCUGCUCAGGGCCGCUCAGGAGUUCAAACACGACAGCUUUGUUCCAUGCUCUGAGAAGAUCCACUCUGCUGUCACUGAGAUGGCCUCACUUUUCCCCAAACGCCCGGCGUUGGAUGCAGUCCACUGCUCUCUCCGCCUGUUGGCUUCCAGUGCCUCGCGGUUGCAGGUGGAGUGCCGUAAGGCAGGGCCCUCGGAGCCCGGGGGCCCUGCGGUGGACUACCAACUCCUCACUCAGCAGGUCAUCCAGUGCGCCUACGACAUCGCCAAGGCUGCCAAGCAACUGGUCACCAUCACCACUCGCGAGAAGAAACAGUGACCCAACAAGUGCAUGGAUGGAUGGACGGAGAGGGAAGAGGGAGAGAGAGCGGAUCAACGCAUGGGUGGGCUGAGAGGGAUGGGAGGGGCUUCUAGGAGAGGAAGAAAACCUGAUCACACUAUGGAUGGGAGAACGAGGGAGGAGGAGUGAUCGGGAGAAUGAUGGGUGCGAUGAGGAAAGGAAAAGUUUGGAAUAUGCAUGGAAAAGGAAUUGAUUGUUCAGUAGAAACACUACAGAGGACUGAAAAAGGAGAAAUUCCACAAGUGUGGAAGUGAAAGUAGGGAAGGACAAGUGGAAGGAUCCAACAUGGGAACUACAGCCUGCUGCAACCUAAAUAAACUGUUGGAAUCAGAUGUGUAUAAUAAACCGCUUAAACUGUGAUAAGCAUACGUGAACGACAAUGGUGUCGAUGUACAGCGAACUGGAUCCGGAGAUGUUACCGCUUUAUUUAUUCCUCACCUGGUCACUCGUCAUCCCUCCCUCUCCCUGUUUACCUGAGCUCGGGAGUGAGGAAGUGAAUGCUGCGAGAGAGGGAAGUAGAUAGACCCAACCUCGAUGUACCUCCACGCCAUCUCCGUCCUGUGGAGUCAGGACUUUCUCUCCUCUGCCCCUCUCUCUCCUUCCAACCAGACGCGAGGCCCCUCUGUCUCCCAUCCCGUCCCAGACAGGAUGCGCUUGCGGAGCAGAGAAGGACCCCCUGGGUACCCAUCCAUCUCCACCCCACUCAUCACCCCACCCAGGAUCUCAGAUGCUUCCUCCUGGGUUAGCUUUGACAGGGUGCUCCAGCUUUUCUCCGACCCGUCGCCCCCCUGUUGUUGGCGGUACACAGCAUGAUCUGGCAUGUUUUAAUUUCUCUCCUCUCUCUUCUUUUAAUUUUUUUUUUGUUUGUUUGUUUUUUAAAUAUGCAGAUUGGUUUGGUCUGCACCUCCUGAGGACAAACUGACUUACACAAACAAAACACUUACACUGGAAUAAUUGUGACUUAUUGUUGUUUAUCAUGCCUAUUGUUUUUUCUUUUGUAUUGAUAUUUUUACUGACUGUCAUCUUGAUUUAACUGUUGUUAUGUAUGUUUAUUUUAUUGUCUCAAAUAUGAUUCUCAUUUAGUGGAAUAGGGAGACAGGUGGGAGUAUGUGCUCAACUGGGAAUUAAGUAAACAUGCACACACAUAUAUGAGAAAUAACCUGUGAAAUGGUUCCUCAACAUUUCUCAAGCACUCCUUUUCUGGGCGACAGCUGAGGUUUUUUUUUUUUCAUGUUGAUGUGAUGUGUCCUGUGGCCAAGGGGUUGAACAGUUGCCAAAGGGGAGAGGGUGUUGGGGGGAGAUUUGUUUUUGGUUUUGAUUUUCUGUCAGACCGAAAGCCCCUUGGUGCAUUAUGACAGGACCUGGAUCAAAAUACUUGUUUCAUGCAUCCUCAGCUGUCUUUUUUGGACUUCUCUUACAAUUUGCCUCAUUUAACAGAGCCAGUGGAAUCAUCUCAGAAUCAAUCUCAUAUUUCAUAUUUGCUGUGCCAAGCAGGAUAAUAUUUGGUCCAGUUUGUGUAUGAGGAUUAACUCCCCCCUAGUCUAUUUACAUGGCAGGAGUGCUCCUGAGUGCUUGUAUUACACAGCAGCCAUUAUUUGCAUGCAUGGUAUCAGUCACAUUAAGUUGAUACACGUACUGGUAUGUUACAGUUAAGCUUUAAGUAGUCCUGUGGAAAGCACCGGAUCCAGAUCUGGCAACCUGGAAAAGUAAAUAUGACGAGAGAUAUUCGUCAUUGCAUCAUUUCACAUGAGAAUGUACGCCCAUUUGAAAUGGAUUCAACCACCUCAGGUGUGCUCGAUGUAGUUUGCCAUGUAUUAUGUUCACUUUUUCGACUGUCUGGCAAGCACAAUCAAGCCCACGUUCUGUUUUUCCGAUUGAUUCUCUGUCACGGCCUGCUGAUCUGGGCCACAGAAGUUGUCACUUCUGGCUCACUGUCUCUGGACUCUGCCAAUGGGAGACAGCAUUGGGAACAAAGAUGUUUCUUUUGUUUUUAUAUUUUUGUUUUUCAAAAAAGACAGCGCACUUAGCCUACUGUAGGUUUAAAGCUUGUUGUACUGUGCCGAACAAAUAUGGUCAUAUCUGUAACACAAAGGAUGCAGAUGGGAUCUAAAAAAGUCUUUCCUAGCUGCCAGGAGGACCGUCCUCUUCUAGUUUAGAUUCACCUCUGACCCUUCUCCAAAGUGUUUGUGGCUUUAAUAGUUGGUUGAUCUUGCGUUGGUAUAUUGUGUAAUCAGGCUCGGUGCUCAGAAAGCCACAUUAAAUUUACUAGCCUGAAACAUUGACCUCAUCCUUCAAACAGCUGUUGCAUCUCAAUUUCUUUCUUUUUUCUCGUAUUGCUGCCUUUUAGCAAGAAGCAAUUAGACCUUAAUUAGCCCCAAACACUUUGAGAGACUGAUGCUAGAUCACCUUCAGCACUUCUCUGUCCACUUUAUUCAUGUUAAUUUUUCACUCCCUCCCCUCCCCCGUUAUCACUCGGGGUCUCUGACUGUCAGUGUUCGUCAGUCUCUCACACAGUUGCACACAUGCCUCUGAAGGGGAGAGUGGAUUGUUUGUUCUGUUCCCUGUCAAAACAAAUCAUGUCCAGAAGACUCAUGAAAUGUAUCAUUGUUUGAUAUCGGAUGCCUUUUGGACAUUAUCAUCAUCUCCUGUUUGACUGGCUGAGUUACAGCGAUGUUGUACUGACUGCUGAAACAACACAAAUACUCCCAUACACACACACACAAACGCACGCAAAGGGGGCCAGCAGAAAAGCUUGCUCCCUUCAAUCAUGAUUGCCCAAGUUUUAGACUAGAGCCAUAUAUAUGAACAUAUAUUUUCAUGCUAUAUUUUAUAUUAAGCUAUAUGUUAGGGUUAUGUCCGCGAGAUAUUUAUGUCUAUUUGUUGGCCCAAGUGGGCUUCAGGCUACGGGAUCUGUUCACCAAAUCGUCAGUCAGCUCUUCAGUCUUGACACCAAUGUACUUGUAGAUAUUUUAAGUCUUGUGAGUAUGGUUAUGCUGUGGUAUUACCCCCCCUUUUAUGUAGUUAUAUUGUACAUAUUCAUGAUCCUACUAGAAUCCGCAGGAAGCAAAGAGCGAGAACGGCAGUUUGACGUAGGCGAUUACUCGGCGGUGUUGGUCUGAGUUGCACUAUUUUCAAACACCAGCUGGGUGACGUAGGAUCUACAUUAUGUACUGCACUCUCCCAAAGGUUUUAGUUCAAGUACAUUAGGUGCAGGAUGCAGGGUUUGAUUCGGGAUGGGGCAAUAGGAAAGGUCUGAAGCACACUUAGGCUUAGCACUACAGUCAUCUCAAAAUGUCGGGAGGACGGUCUAAAACGCACAUGGCCUCGUCCUUCCCCGAGUUGGUAGACACUACGUAGGGUGCCUCUAGUAUGAAUGUUAAAUGCUUCCGUCAGUUCAUGUCAAAAAACACACUUUCUACACCUUCAUCAUGUCCAAGAUUCAGCACAUUCUCUCCUACAUCAAACACACACCCUCAACUUAUCAGUUGGACCAAGCCUUCUACAAAGUACAAACAUUAAAUCUGCAGCCGGUGAAUUAUACACACACACUUCUGAUAGGCAGCCAUUGGCAGUGCACUGUGGCCUGUACUGUUGCUGUCCCUGUGUUUCUUCACAGCUCCACACUUUGGGAGAUGGGUGAUGGGAGAGUUAUCUUUUAACAGAAGACGUUAAAAACUGUAUAAAGUAGAAAGAAAACAAGGACUUAAAACAGGUCAAUCGUAAUGGAAACUCAUAAGCUGUACAUUUGUAAUAAAAUAGUAAAACAAGUCAA